AACGGAGCACUAACCAUUCUGACUAUUUGAUGAAUUUUUUGACGUGGGUGGGGUGUCAGCUUCACUCAGCUUACAGACAAUGGUAAGUAACAAUAACGCGUCUCUUUCUCCGUUCCUGGUGCACAAAAGAGAGGUGACGCCCAGCUUUGACACCUAAUGUCAACCUAUAAUUUAGACUCCUUAAAUAACCACAGUCAGUUUGUUAAAUGUAAGAUAGGCUACUUAGGAAAACGUGUGCAAAUGUUAUAAGAUGUGAAAUGUUUGGGGUAUAGAUUCCUAAUCAUCAAAAAAGACAAAUCAGACUGAGUUAAUAUGUUUUAUAACAUUUUCUUUUCUUUUUCUCAGGCUGAUUUCUUGAAAGGACUUCCAGUUUACAAUAAGAGCAACUUCAGCAGGUUUCAUGCAGACUCGGUUUGUAAAGCAUCUAAUCGGCGGCCCUCUGUUUACCUUCCUACACGUGAAUAUCCCUCUGAACAGAUUAUUGUUACAGAGAAAACAAACAUCCUCCUGCGUUACCUGCAUCAGCAGUGGGACAAAAAGAAUGCAGCAAAGAAAAGGGAACAAGAACAAGGUGAAGGUGACAGCCCGGCACCCCCGAGGAAGAUCGCAAGGACAGACAGCCAAGAGAUGAAUGAGGAUUCAUAAAAAUGUGUGUGUGUGUGUGUGUGUGUGUGUGUGUGUGUGUGUGUGUGUGUGUGUGUGUGUGU
Austrofundulus limnaeus is the source of this 707-nucleotide messenger RNA. It is a transcript of the gene dda1, whose product is annotated as DET1 and DDB1 associated 1. NCBI's taxonomy places the organism in Eukaryota, Metazoa, Chordata, Actinopteri, Cyprinodontiformes, Rivulidae. Gene Ontology annotation, biological process: positive regulation of proteasomal ubiquitin-dependent protein catabolic process. Gene Ontology annotation, cellular component: Cul4-RING E3 ubiquitin ligase complex. The transcript has 4 exons. The coding region runs from base 313 to 645 and encodes 110 amino acids. The record is from RefSeq and is a predicted model, not a curated record.